AUGCCGUGGCUUCUCAGCAAGAAGCGACGGCAGUCACCAUCCAGCACCACCAGUGGGCAGCCCCGGGCUGCCACCAGCUCCACCAGCGCCUCCGAGCUCAGGGAGAACGGGCUGGGCAGGCUGCACCGCGCGGCCGCCCGCGGCGACCUGGCCUGGCUGAGGCGCUGGCGCUGGUAUGUGAAGGUCGUCGGCAUCGACAGGCGAGACCAGGAGAUGCGGACACCUCUGCAUCUCGCUUCGGCAAAUGGCCAUGCAGAUGUCCUUAGAUAUCUGCUAAGAAAGAACAGCCAACCGAAUCUCGCUGACAACUUGAAGAGAACGGCACUGAUGAAGGCAGUACAGCAGGAGCAGGAAGAAUGUGUUGCUAUUCUGCUGGAACACGGUGCCGAUCCGAAUCUGGCAGACGCUGGCGGCAACACUGCCCUUCACCUGGCUGUCCUGUCUAAAAAUACAGCUGUAGCAGGGCUGUUACUCGAGCAUAAUGCCAGUAGUGAUGCUCAGAACCAGAUGGGAUUUACUCCCUUAAAACUUGCAGCCCUCCUACAGCAUGAGGAGAUUCUGGAGUGCCUUCUGAAAAAAGCAGCGGACAGGCAUGCUCAAGCCCAAUUUGAAAGGACUGCUUUUGUGGUUACUGGAACCCAUGAGGCUCACCUGGAGGAAGAUAAUCUGCGCUUGCAGGAGGAGUUGGACAGGGCUGACACGGAGCUGCAGGAGGAGGAAGAAAAGCAUCUUCAGUCUGAGCAUUGCGUUCGUGACUUGAAGACUGCCUUGGAUGAUAAAGAAAGAGAAGCAAUAACUUCUUCCCCAAAACUGCAGGACCUCCUGUUGGCAUCUUCCGAGACUAAUACCACUCUAAAACAACUGGAAGAACACGUGCAACACCUUGAAAUUGAAAAGACCAGAUUGGAAGCCACUGUCCAGCAACAAAGCAAUAGGAUUGAAGCCCUUCAGAGAGACCUGCAAGCCUCUGCCUCAGUUGGUGAACUUUCCCAGCAGCUGGACAUGCAGCUAGAGGCCCAAAACCAGACUUUGCAAGAAGAGCUGUCCACUCUGCGUGGGAAGUAUGAAAAACUGGAGAAGAGCAAAUGCCAGCUGCAAGAAGAAGUGACAAAAGUCCAUCAUCGUUUGGAGACUUUCGUGCUGGAUGGCAGCCAAACAGCACAAUGUAAAAGAGAGGUGGAAGAACGAGCUGACCAGGAAAUACGUCAAAAGCCACAAGACGUCAGUCUCGUUCUGCAAGCACAGGCAGCCUCCCAGGCUCGAUUAGGACAAAACGGAGACAGUCAUUGCGAUUCAGUGAGAAUCCAGUUAGAAGAAAGAAUUAGAGAUCUCGAAAGUGAACUGGACAGGGUAAAGAAAACCCAACAAGAGAGGGCCUCUCAUAAAGAAGCAAUGCGAGGAGAAAUGGAAAUGUACAAAGACCUGUAUCUGGAGGAACUGAAAACUAGAAGAUGCCUAGAGAAGAAACUGGAAAG
Manacus vitellinus (golden-collared manakin) is the source of this 1475-nucleotide messenger RNA. RefSeq names its product ankyrin repeat domain 7 (gene ANKRD7). The record is from RefSeq and is a predicted model, not a curated record. The transcript is spliced from 9 exons. Lineage: Eukaryota; Metazoa; Chordata; Aves; Passeriformes; Pipridae. Gene Ontology annotation, molecular function: protein binding. The annotation marks the transcript as partial.